AUGGCCGUCUUUCACGAUGCUGCUGGAGGAUGCUUUUAUGGAGAAUGUACAGUACGUCUAAUGAAUGGAAUCACUAAAUUGGUAAGAGACGUGAUACCAGGUGAUCGCAUGGCAUCACAUGGCGGAACGGUUAUCUUUGUUGUUAAAACAAAAUGUCAAAAUCAAAAAGCAAAAAUGGUUAUCCUUGAAAAUGAUUUGAUCAUUACUGCUUGGCAUCCUAUUCGACUUCAUGGACAAUGGACUAUGCCUUGUUCACUUGUCUCAUCGCCUCAUGAAAUUUCCUGUGAUGCUGUGUACAAUUUUGUACUGAAUGGAGGUCAUACGGUAUUAGUCAACGAUGUUGAAUGUGUAACUUUAGGUCAUGGAUUUAAAGAAGAUGUUGUCCGUCAUGCUUACUAUGGAAGUCAAAAAGUAAUUAAAGAUUUACAAAGACUUAAUUUAGAACAAAAAAAUGCAGGAUUCAUUGAAAUUACUCAAGAAACAUUGAUGCGUAAUAUAAAAACUGGUCUUAUGAAUGGAUUACAAUCACAACAAAUAUUAGUUCAAUGA
Rotaria sp. Silwood2 is the source of this 549-nucleotide messenger RNA. Lineage: Eukaryota; Metazoa; Rotifera; Eurotatoria; Philodinida; Philodinidae. The record is from the annotation of a GenBank genome assembly.